CUUCCUGUGCUUGCAGCUUCAGACAUUUGGGGAAUCCUGAAACAAGUCAUUCCCGCAAAGAGGCAUUGCCAACUUAGUGUAAGUAGACUCUGAAUGAACAGAGGAUACAGAAAGAGGCUGUUUCACUAAGAGCCUUGACAUUCCUGCCCUCCCGUGUUCGCUCCUUCAUGUCUUUUGUUGCGGACACUGACUGCGCUGGCUGGACACUGUGAGACAUUUGACUAUGGACAUAGAGACGCUGUAGAGCCCGACACUCUGCAUGUACGCUCGACUUGCUGAUGGAAGUUGUGCAUUGGAACUGAUCGUCGAGUCAGAUCAGAGAGACACUCACUGCUGGGGAGUGGCAGCAGAAGACUCUGUGUCGUCUCCCUCGGGCCCCGCCCCCAUGGACCUGCGUGUAGGUGAGCGUCUGGUGCGUCCGGGUUCGGACACGGCCUUCCUGUCCCCUCUGCACCCCCCUCUGCUGAUCGGCCCCUUCAAUCCACAGCACUGUUCCCAGUACAGCCAGCAGCAGCUGCAGCGCAUACAGCCUUAUAACAUGGAGCAGCAUCUACGAGACCAGGAACUAGCGAAACUACAGCUACAGCAACUUAAAAACAAGGACAAGAGUCAACAGAGUGCUGUGGCCAGUGCGUUGGUGAAGCAGAAACUGGCGCAGGUGAUUCUGAAGAAGCAGAAGGCGGUGCUGGAGAGGACCAACUCCAACCCUCUGAGCAGCCCGUCGGUCGCCUACCGGUUAGAAACAGCUCUCAUUACCGCACGCAGCUGUUUAAGUGCACAGACUCAUGUGCUUUUCCUCAGAUUUGAAAAUAAAGGUCUUCUGUGUUCCCACAGGGAGCUGGUUCCAGAUCCCAGCUCUUCUGUCCAGCCGCUCCUGUCCUCCACAUCAGCUCUCAGCGAAGGGCCGGACGAACCACCCCUGAGACGAGCGACCUCAGAGCCCAACCUGAAGGUGAAGCAUAAAUUAAAGAAGCACCUGAACACCCGUAAGAGCCCGCUGACCCGCAAAGAGAGCGCGCCGCCCGCCGUCAAACACCGCGUCCCUGAUACGCUGGAUUCGUCCCCCAGCAGCAGUAGCACUCCAGUGUCCGGCUGCAGCUCUCCAAACGACAGUCUGCCCAAUGAGAACGGAGUGCUGCCCGCCACCGCCAGCCUGUCCCAUGAGGCUCAGAGGCUGCUGUUGCAGGACGGGUCUUUAGCUCACUUCACAGUGCAGAAUCCCUCCAGUCUCCCCACCAUCACGCUAGGCCUCCCCGCUAACACCAAGGUGGAGAGUGAGUUGGGUUCGCUGAAGCUGGGUCGUGUGCCGGUGCUGGUUCCUCUGGGUGUGGAGGAGCAGAGCGGACCGCUCAUACAGCCCGUCCUCAUCCUGGAGCCCUCUGGACUCGUACACACCCCUCUACUGGCCGCAAACAAUUAUGGGACUUCAGAAAAACAUAUACACUACCAUUCAAAAGUUUGGGUUCCAGGUCUGGGUCCGGUUCCCCUGCAGUUCAGCGCGUCUGGUCCUCAUAAGCCGCUGAGCCGGACCCGCUCCGAACCGCUGCCCCAGAGCCCCCGUGCGCUCCAUCCUCACCUGCUCCAGCAGCAGCAGCACAGCGCGCAGCUCCUGGAGAGACUCAAGCAGCAGACUCACCUGGGCAAGCUCAUGUCGAAGUCCAGCGAGAAGCCUCGUCUCCGGCAGAUCCCGUCAGAGGACAUGGACUCCGAGGAGGUGGGGCCGUCAGCGGGCGACGCCCAUCAGGCCAGGGUGAGGGCGGAGUCUCAGAGAGAGCUGGAGAGUCAAGAGGAGCAGCUCAACCUGCAACACGCCCUCAUUCUCAACCAGUCACGCCUGUGGGAAACGCAAAAGCAACUCCAGCACCUGCGCAGACAGACGGCUCACAUGGAGACACUGGCGGUACCCAUGAUGCUCGGCGCCGCACACCGGCCGCUCUCUCGUACGCAGUCGUCUCCAGCCUCCACCUCGCUGACGCUGCCGGACAAAGCCUUGCCUCUCAGCACGGCACCGGAGCCGCCCCAGAGCCAGCCGCGCUUCACCACGGGUCUGGUGUAUGACUCCCAAAUGCUGAAGCACCAGUGUGCGUGUGGAGACAACAGCAGCCACCCAGAGCAUGCUGGGAGAAUCCAGAGCAUCUGGUCGCGCUUGCAGGAGAGGGGCCUCAGGGGCCAGUGUGAGAGUAUUCGGGGAAGGAAGGCCACUCUAGAGGAGUUACAGUCUGUCCACACCGAGCGUCACGUUCUGCUCUAUGGCACCAAUCCACUCAACCGCCUCAAACUGGACAAUCGCAAGCUGGCCGGCAUACUGUCACAGCGAAUGUUCGUCAUGCUGCCCUGUGGAGGAGUCGGGGUGGACAACGACACCAUCUGGAACGAGAUGCACACGUCCACAGCGUCCCGCUUGGCGGCCGGGAGCGUGACGGAGCUGGCCUUCAGAGUGGCUAAAGGAGAGCUCAAGAACGGCUUUGCUGUGGUUAGGCCACCAGGACAUCACGCAGACCCGUCAAACCCCAUGGGUUUUUGUUUCUUCAACUCAGUGGCGAUCGCUGCUAAGCAGCUCCAGCAGAAGCUCAGCGCCAGUAAAAUCCUCAUCGUUGAUUGGGAUGUUCAUCAUGGCAACGGCACCCAGGAAAUCUUCUACAAUGACCCCAGCGUCCUCUACAUCUCUCUCCAUCGCUAUGAUAAUGGAAACUUCUUCCCUGGGAGUGGUGGACCGGCAGAGGUGGGUUCUGGUGCCGGUGAGGGUUUCAACGUUAAUGUGGCAUGGACCGGUGGUCUGGAACCUCCCAUGGGCGAUGCUGAGUACCUGGCUGCCUUCAGGUAUUAGUUUCACUUGGUUCAUUUGCUGAUUUAAACUAAC
Sinocyclocheilus grahami is the source of this 2860-nucleotide messenger RNA. It is a transcript of the gene hdac7a, whose product is annotated as histone deacetylase 7a. The record is from RefSeq and is a predicted model, not a curated record. The coding region runs from base 260 to 2827 and encodes 855 amino acids. Gene Ontology annotation, biological process: negative regulation of transcription by RNA polymerase II. The transcript has 21 exons. Gene Ontology annotation, molecular function: histone deacetylase activity. Lineage: Eukaryota; Metazoa; Chordata; Actinopteri; Cypriniformes; Cyprinidae.